AUGGAUAUAGACUUCAGAUAUUUUAUGCAAACCUAUGUCUCGGAGUUCAUCUCAUUCCUCACACCCGUCACACUAUUCUUCAAUUGUAUCACUUAUUUGAAUCAAAUUAUUCACAAUAAUUACUGUCAACUCAUCGAUGCGUCGAUUAAGACUUCUUUAUGGCAUUUUAUAUACUACAUUCACGUGGAGUACAAAUACCUAAACUAUUUGAACGGAACGCCUAAUGCAGAGACCAACUCAAUGGCCAUAUAUUCGUGUCGUACCGGCAAUGAGACGGACAUUGAGUUAAGAGGAGAUAAUAAGAGAGUCUGUAUUAAAGGCUUUUGGAGCGGUUCUCAACCUAAAUGUCUUAAGAAAGGCACGGAUUUGCAUAACUCGAGUGAUUACCAAAGAUUUAUCAUAUCAAUGUUGGUGUCCUUUCUCAUUGGCGCCUCAUUUAUCGGAUUAAUUGUCUUCUUAGUCAUGAAAUAUGUGGUGAAUGUAAGACACAGAAGGGCUGAACUAAGUAUCCCAUCAGUGGUUGUGAGUGAACCCAACCAUUACUACGAGAGAAACGCUUAUGAAGAAUACAGAUAUGAAUCCAUAAGAAUGAAUGCAUUGGAGUUCUUGGAGUUGGAAAGGAUUAACUCAUUAUAUCAAUCAAACAAUGGAUAA
Molecule: messenger RNA, 654 nt
Organism: Oppiella nova
Lineage: Eukaryota; Metazoa; Arthropoda; Arachnida; Sarcoptiformes; Oppiidae
Source: the annotation of a GenBank genome assembly